AUGUCUACUAAGAGAAAGGCAACUUCGGGCCCGAGGGCUACCUUUGAUGCAACCCCAGAGACGAUCUCUCAGACUCUGAGAGUUCUAAUUUUUCAAUUCUGCGACUGUAGGUCAUCAGAACCUGCUUCAAGUACCACUAAUGUCCUAGCUCAGACCAAUGUGAGGAAGAGGGGUUUUCAUAAUCCUAUUUGCUGCAAGUGUAAUAAGAGACAUCAAGGGGUGUGCCGCUAUGGCACCCAUAGAUGUUUUGGGUGUGGCCGGCAGGGUCACUAUCUGAAAGAUUGCCCACAAGUGAAACAGGAUAACAAAGGUUUUUUGCACCCCAUUUGCAGUAGGUGUGGAAAAAGACAUGCAGGAGUGUGUAGGAUGGGUUCGGAUGUGUGUUAUAAUUGUGGUCUCCAUGGCCACAUGCAAAGAGAAUGCCCUUCAGUCAAGUACAAUAGUAACACUAAGGGUGGUGGUGCAAUUCGUUCCCCCAGACCAGGCAUAGCCAACUCAACAACACCGUUCGCAGCCCGUAGUACUCGGGCACUAGCAGACCAAGGCACUGAUAGGGAUGAAGUAUUAGGAUUAAGUGGGGAUCAAGUACGUUAUCAUGAUAUGGUAGAUCGCCAGGACUCCGAUGUGCCGUCACAUGUGUCAUAG
Molecule: messenger RNA, 645 nt
Organism: Lycium barbarum (goji berry)
Lineage: Eukaryota; Viridiplantae; Streptophyta; Magnoliopsida; Solanales; Solanaceae
Product: zinc finger protein GIS2-like
Exons: 1
Coding region: 1-645 (214 amino acids)
Molecular function (GO): nucleic acid binding; zinc ion binding
Source: RefSeq, a predicted model, not a curated record